GGUAUAAAAAGCCCAGAGAGGAUAUCCCAAGAACUAUUUUCUAUCUAGAAUUUUUCUCCUCAUAACCUCCUGAGCGCUCACAUUAUUGUAUCCAUUCACAUCUACUCGAAUCGCGAAUUUCUCAUCAUGCCAUUCGACAUAGCCCCCCAAAAAGUCGCGGUAGCCGGCGCAUCCGGCCCAAUCGGCCAAGCCAUCGUGACCGAGCUUCUAAAAUCCGAACUCUUCGACAUCACAAUCCUAACCCGCGAUUCCACCACCUACCAAUCGCUAUCCGCUCCCGCGCUCAAAGUAGUCCAAGUCGACUACACCUCUCUCACCUCCCUCACCCAAGCCCUAACCAAUCAAGACGCACUCAUCUCCACCCUCUCUCCGACCGCCAUCCCCAUCCAAAAGAAUCUCAUAGACGCCUGCAUCCAAGCCCACGUGCACCGAUUCCUCCCCUCAGAAUACAGCUAUGAUUUCUACUCCGCCCGCAUGCAGCAGCACUGCCACAGCAACCAGAUCUUCGCCCAAAAAAUCGCCAUCGAAGAAUACCUCAAAGAGCAAGCCACCCAAACCUCUCUGAGCUACACCCUCGUCUUCAGCAACCCCAUCCUCGAACUAUCGCUCAAGAACAACCUAUUCUUCGAUUUCCAAAACCGCGCCGCAACACUCCAUCCCCAAUCGAAAACCGUCCCCAUCUCCCUCACCACCCUUCACAGUCUUUCAAAAGCCGUCCGGAGAAUUCUCACACACCCGCGCGAAACGGCAAAUCGUCCUAUCCGCAUCAAGGAUAUUGAUAUCUCUCAUGAAAAACUGUUGUCAGUUGCCCAAUCACUCACACCCGGUCAAGAAUGGGAUAUUCGCACCGAUGUAAGCUCAGAUUCGGACUCAAGUUUCGAUUUCGGGGGUAGUUUUGAGCGCGUGCAUAACAGUGUAUUCGGAAUCAAGGAGAUGACGCUAGGAGAAUUGGAGGAAUUGGUAAGAGUCACGUGUGGAUCCGAACAGUCAUGAUGAGGAUUAGUUUUAAUAUCUCAAGUCGAGAGAUAAAUGUACCUAGGCGUUGGAGGCGGCGUUCUGAAAGCCCUUCGGACUUACUGUUUAAAUUACUGAGACAAUUUCAUCUCUGCAUAAAUUUUCAACACCAUAAUCAAUUAACAAUAAACAUUUCACAUUUCACAUGCGAGGAAAUGAGGAGCACCUCCA
This is a messenger RNA of Botrytis cinerea B05.10, 1185 nucleotides long. RefSeq lists its product as hypothetical. The coding region runs from base 127 to 993 and encodes 288 amino acids. The transcript is spliced from 2 exons. The record is from RefSeq and is a predicted model, not a curated record. Lineage: Eukaryota; Fungi; Ascomycota; Leotiomycetes; Helotiales; Sclerotiniaceae.